This is a messenger RNA of Gorilla gorilla gorilla (western lowland gorilla), 4451 nucleotides long. It is a transcript of the gene ZNF154, whose product is annotated as zinc finger protein 154. NCBI's taxonomy places the organism in Eukaryota, Metazoa, Chordata, Mammalia, Primates, Hominidae. Gene Ontology annotation, biological process: regulation of transcription by RNA polymerase II. Gene Ontology annotation, molecular function: RNA polymerase II cis-regulatory region sequence-specific DNA binding; DNA-binding transcription factor activity, RNA polymerase II-specific. The coding region runs from base 270 to 1583 and encodes 437 amino acids. The transcript is spliced from 4 exons. The record is from RefSeq and is a predicted model, not a curated record.
CAAAAAAAAAGGACGGGACUUUUGGGGGGCCUCUUCGUGGCGGCCAUUUUAGCUUCUCUGAGGUGUGUUCACCGGAUCAGAGAUAGCAGAGCGCCGAGUUGGGGCCACGAAGGCGUGAGGGGAGUCGUCGUCCCUGCUGCACGAAAGCGUCUAAGCCUUGGCGACGCCGCCCUGGGGGACCCACGUCAGGCCUGGGAUAGGGACCGCUGUCCCCGGGUCCCUACCAAUGUCGCCCGUCGCUCCCGACCCAGCUCUACCCGCAGAGUCUGAUGGCAGCGGCCACUUUGAGGACGCCAGCUCAGGGCACUGUGACCUUUGAAGAUGUGGCCGUACACUUCUCCUGGGAGGAAUGGGGUCUCCUUGAUGAGGCUCAAAGAUGCCUGUACCGUGAUGUGAUGCUGGAGAACUUGGCUCUUUUAACCUCUCUAGAUGUUCAUCACCAGAAGCAGCACCUUGGAGAAAAACAUUUCAGAAGCAAUGUGGGCAGAGCCUUGUUUGUGAAGACCUGCACAUUCCAUGUGUCAGGGGAGCCUUCCACCUGCAGAGAAGUUGGGAAGGACUUCCUGGCCAAGUUGGGAUUUCUCCAUCAACAGGCUGCUCACACUGGGGAGCAAUCAAAUAGCAAAAGCGACGGUGGGGCCGUCAGUCACAGAGGAAAAACUCAUUACAACUGUGGAGAACACACAAAAGCAUUCGGCGGUAAACACACACUUGUUCAGCAGCAGAGAACCCUCACUACAGAAAGAUGUUACAUAUGCAGUGAAUGUGGGAAAUCCUUUAGCAAAAGCUACAGUCUCAAUGACCAUUGGAGAGUUCACACUGGAGAAAAGCCUUAUGAAUGUCGAGAGUGUGGGAAGUCCUUUAGGCAAAGCUCUAGUCUCAUUCAGCACCGGAGAGUUCACACUGCAGUACGACCUCAUGAAUGUGAUGAAUGUGGAAAAUUAUUUAGCAACAAGUCUAACCUCAUUAAACAUCGGAGAGUUCACACUGGGGAAAGGCCAUAUGAGUGCAGUGAAUGUGGGAAAUCCUUUAGCCAAAGGUCUGCACUCCUUCAACAUCGGGGAGUUCACACUGGGGAGAGGCCUUAUGAGUGCAGUGAAUGUGGGAAGUUUUUUACAUAUCAUUCCAGUCUCAUAAAACACCAGAAAGUUCACAGUGGAUCCAGGCCUUAUGAGUGCAGCGAAUGUGGGAAGUCAUUUAGCCAAAACUCUAGCCUCAUUGAACACCAUAGGGUUCACACUGGAGAAAGGCCUUAUAAGUGCAGCGAAUGUGGGAAAUCCUUUAGCCAAAGGUCUGCACUCCUUCAACAUCGGGGAGUUCACACUGGGGAGAGGCCUUAUGAGUGCAGUGAAUGUGGGAAGUUCUUUCCCUACAGCUCCAGUCUCCGAAAACAUCAGAGAGUUCACACUGGAUCAAGACCCUAUGAGUGCAGUGAAUGUGGGAAAUCCUUUACUCAAAAUUCCGGCCUCAUUAAGCACAGGAGGGUUCACACUGGGGAGAAGCCUUAUGAGUGCACGGAAUGUGGGAAAUCCUUUAGCCAUAACUCCAGCCUUAUUAAACAUCAGAGAAUUCAUAGUCGAUAAAAGCCUUAUGAGUGGCAAAUGUGGAAAAUCUGUUAGCACCCUGGAGAAAGUCCUUGAGUACACAGUGAAUGUCAGAAAGCUUCAGCUGAAGGCCAUAUCUCAUUGAGUGCCACACAGUUCACAAGGGAAAGACACUUUUGAUAUGUAGGGAUGUCCAGUUGAUAUAACAGCUCUGAAGGAGAUCCCUUAUGAGGGUGGCAUCAGCCUGAAUUGAACAUCCUAUAUCUGAACAUCUGCAUAAAUUCCAGGUAUGUGUGAACUGCAUUGCACCUUUUGCCCUGCCCAGGGCCCAUGUCAGAUUUAUGUCUCUGCUGAUACUAUAGUGGAAGCCAUUUUACCUCUACUGCCUGGCAGGUGACCACCAGUGUGCACCACUCACCCAUCCCAGUGUAUUCAGGUAAGUGAACCUUGGUGUUCUGUUCAUGGGAGGAAUUUGUAAAUAGCCUAAGCAUGUAUUCCUUUUUUUUUUUUUCCUUUCUGAUGAGUUAGGCCAUGGACCUGACCCAGUUUGGCCCAGAGGACUCUGCUGGUGACCUGAAAAGAGGGACUACAUAUUUCAGGAUAUUGUUGGUCUCACAUGACUCUUGAUAGAGUUUGCCAGCCUUCAAAUCACCAACUGUGGGAACCACCUGCCUCUUAUUGCCUUGGUUUGUAUAAUAACAAAGGCCUUAUUAAUCUUGGGGGUUCUAUAUGUAUGGGUUGGUUUGAAAACAGUUGGGUUCUGCUAACAUGAAGGGGUGAAUAACUUUUUUUGGAGAUCCCAAACAUUGUGUAGCUCAACAGGGACAGGGACAGGGACAGUAGGAUGGCAGAAUAUAGCUCUCUCUCUAGUUUGAGCCUAGUUUUCAUUGCUAUUCAAGGCCUCUGAGAAAAAACUACAGGGUAUUGUCCUAAUUUAUAUCCUGGAUGCCAUAGAGGUCAGCCUGAGGAGGCAGCAGUUACUUGACAUCCUUUGGUGCUUCUGAAAGCAACAUGAAAUUGUUCUCUUGUUCACAAGGAAUACUGCAUCGUGUUCAGUGCCAGUGGGGGAAAUCUGUUCCCCAGAUCCUGUAUGCCUUGAUAUCCUGAAUUCCACAGGGUAGCACCACAGGUGGUAAGAUUAUAGUAGGAAUUAUAAUUGUUAUAGAAGUACUGGAUUGAUAGAGAGUGGAAAACUGCAAUAACACUGCAAUAAAUAGAAUGUGCCCCUUUUACAGAGGUUUCCAUGAUGUUCGUUAUUAUGGCUCUUAAGGAUGAGCAGGUACAGAAAUCCUCAGGACCUACAGAAUUGUGUAUCUUGUGUAGCUGAGGUCAUUGUCAGAAAUUUUAUGGAAUCCUGUAGCCUCUGGGAUUUUCACCUCAAGGUCAUUGCUAUGCAGGCAGGAAAACAAGGAUAGAGAAGGGAGGUCUAGGUCAUUGAUACAGCCUUUGUGAUCCAGCCAACAUUUCUGUUGAGUCAGGUGGAAAUGGCCUUCACUGUUCACUUGUAUUUGCGAUCACUGAGGCAAAAUCCUCUCCCAGGACAUGAGGAGAGAGAUGGUGGAAUCAACAUAGGGUUGUCAAACCUGAUUUUCCAAAAACAAUAGGAAAUUCAGACUUUUAUUUUGAACCAUAUUUUGUUAGGUUGGUGCAAAAGUAACUGUGGUUUUGAACCAUGAUUUAUUUUUAUUUUUAUUUUUUUUUGAGUCAGAGUCUUGCUCUGUCGCCCAGUCUGGAGGGCAAUGGCACUAUCUCGCUAAUUGCAACCUCCGCCUCCCAGGUUCAAGCGAUUCUUCUGCCUCAGCCUCCCAAGUAGCUGGGAUUACAGGCACCCGCCACCACGCCCGUCUGAGUUUUGCAUUUUUAGUAGACAUGGGGUUUCACCAUGUUGGCCAGGCUGGUCUCGAACUCCUGACUUCAUGUGAUCCACCCACCUUGGCCUCCCAAAGUGCUGGGAUUUACAGGCGUGAGCCACUGCGCCCAGCCAAGCUUUUUCACCAUUCCAAUUUCCUUCAAAUGCUGAACCGUGGAAUGGUUGACAUUGAGUUCUUAGGCAACUUCUCAUGUAGUUGUAAGAGGAUCAGCUUCUGAUAUUGCUCUCAAUUGGUCAUUGUCAACUUCCAGUGGUUGGCCACUACACUCCUUCUCUUCAAGGCUCUUGUCUCCUUUGCAAAACUUCUUGAACCACCACUGCACUGUACAUUCGUUAGCAGUUCCUGGGCCAAAUGUGUUUAUAUUGUGAGUUGUCUCUGCUGCUUUACGACCCAUUGUGAACUCAAGUAAGAAAAUCUCAGCCGGGCGCGGUGGCUCACGCCUGUAAUCCCAGCACUUUGGGAGGCUGAAGUAGGUGGAUCACAAGGUCAGGAGUUAGAGACCAGCCUGACCAACAUAUUGAAACCUCAUCUCUACUAAAAAUACAGAAAUUAGCCGGGCGUGGUGGCAUGUGCCUGUAGUCCCAGCUACUUGGGAGGCUGAGGCAGGAGAAUCACUUGAACCCGGGAGGCAGAAGUCACAGUGAGCCAAGAUCACGCCACUGCACUCCAGCCUGGAUGACAGACAAAACAAGACUCCGUCUCAAAAAAAAGAGGCCAGAUGCGGUGGCUUACACCUGUAAUCCCAGCACUUUGGGAGGCCGAGCUGUGUUCAAUUACAAAAAAAGAUGGAAAAGACUGUUAUGAAGCCAGAUGAACCUUUCUCCAGUCUUCCUUCACUAUUUUUUUUUCCUUCACCAUUUAUCAUUUCAUAGUCAUUUAUGUUUCAUCGGUCCUCAUGUGUACUAGUGGGUUAUUUUACUUAUAAUCCUGGACAUCAUAUUAUUUAAUGCAUAGCCUCUUCAGAAUGCAAUUUUAAAAUGUAAAGGCUCUUUUAUAACCCCCCAAAAAAUCACACAAAUAUAUUUUAAAAUGUAAA